Zingiber officinale is the source of this 1005-nucleotide messenger RNA. RefSeq names its product vacuolar iron transporter 2-like. The record is from RefSeq and is a predicted model, not a curated record. Lineage: Eukaryota; Viridiplantae; Streptophyta; Magnoliopsida; Zingiberales; Zingiberaceae. Bases 47 to 817 code for a protein of 256 amino acids. Gene Ontology annotation, biological process: intracellular manganese ion homeostasis. Gene Ontology annotation, cellular component: vacuolar membrane. Gene Ontology annotation, molecular function: manganese ion transmembrane transporter activity; iron ion transmembrane transporter activity. The transcript is spliced from 4 exons.
GUAAUUAGCUUCUCGCCCUCGUUUUGAUUAAGAUUAUAAAUAUCUAAUGGCGCCGGAAGAUGGAUGGGUGGUGAACCUGUCGAAAUCACCGGCGGCGGACGGCGUUGCCACCGAGAAGCUUUUGGUGCACCACCAGGAGAAGCACUUCACCGCCAGCAAUGUCGUGCGCGACGUCAUCAUUGGUGUCUCCGACGGUCUCACCGUCCCCUUUGCUCUCGCCGCCGGACUCUCCGGCGCCAACGCUCCCUCCUACAUCAUCCUCACUGCUGGACUCGCCGAGGUCGCCGCUGGCGCCAUCUCCAUGGGCCUAGGCGGGUAUCUAGCGGCGAAGAGUGAGGCGGACCACUACUCGCGGGAACUCAAGCGGGAGCAGGAGGAGAUCAUCGCCGUCCCUGACACCGAGGCCGCGGAGAUCGCUGAGAUCCUGUCGCAGUAUGGCCUGGAGCCCCACGAGUACGGCCCGGUGGUGAACUCCCUGCGGAAGAACCCGCAAGCCUGGCUCGAGUUCAUGAUGAAAUUCGAGCUGGGAUUGGAGAAGCCAGAUCCGAAGAGGGCGUUGCAGAGCGCGCUCACGAUCGCCCUGUCCUACAUGGUGGGCGGCGUGGUGCCCCUGCUGCCCUACGUCUUCAUCCCCACCGCAAUGAAGGCCAUGCUCACGUCCAUCGGCGUGACGCUGGCGGCGCUGCUCUUUUUCGGAUACGUGAAGGGGCACUUCACCGGCGACCGCCCGCUGAUGAGCUCGUUCCAGACCGCAUUAAUAGGCGCCGCCGCCUCCGCCGCCGCCUAUGCCAUGGCCAAGGCCGUCCAAGCCACCUGAUGCGAUUAGUAGUAUUAAGGGAUAAUUAUGUGCGUAGAUUGUGUCAAGCGUUAAUCAAGUGCCGCGGGGAAAAUUCGCUAUAUUUUGUUUCACCAAAAUAAUUGAUAUAUUUCGCGUGUAGAAUUGUUCCUACUAAGUUUUGCUCUAUCGCUGUAAAAGACUAAUUAAGUUGAAGUGAUCGUUAGAUA